CCUGGAUCCGACCAUGGCCUUUUCAGCAUUAAAGAUGACUCCCUUUUUAGUAGGUUUUAUUUAUUCCGCUUUGCUCUUCGGACAGAUAAUAUGCGAUAAUGACACUGAAGAAGACGAGCAUGCGAGGCACACUUACACAGUGGAAAUGUUCAACCAUGCCAUCCCUACCGCUCCGCACUUUGUGAUGUUCUUCGCCCCAUGGUGUGGACAUUGCCAAAGGUUACAGGGCACAUGGAACGAGCUAGCAGACAAAUACAACAACAUGGAGUCUCCCCCCAUCUAUGUUGUCAAAGUCGAUUGCACCAAAGACACAAAGUUUUGCUCCAGUGAACACGGCAUCAGGGGAUAUCCUACACUGAAGCUCUUCAAACCUGAACAGGAGCCAGUGAAGUAUCAGGGCCCCAGAGACCUGGAGUCUCUAGAGUCCUGGAUGCUGAAAACCCUCCAGGAGGAACCUGCUGAGCCAGAGAGCGAACCAGAACCGCCCAAAGUGCCGGAACCAAAGCAGGGCCUGUAUGAGCUCACCGCCUCCAACUUCAAGAGCCACAUUUCCACAGGGUCUCACUUUGUGAAGUUCUUUGCGCCGUGGUGUGGGCACUGCAAAGCCAUGGCCCCCACCUGGGAGCAGCUGGCCACCACCUUCGAACACUCCGACAACGUCAAGAUCAGCAAGGUGGACUGCACACAGCACUAUGAGAUUUGCUCCGAUAACCAGGUCCGCGGAUACCCCACUCUGCUCUUCUUCAAAGACGGGGAGAAGGUGGACCAGUACCGGGGGAAGCGGGAUCUGGACUCUCUGAAAGAGUUUGUGGACGGUCAGGUGAAGGCUGCCGUGGCCGCUGAGGCAGAGCCCGCCGCGGACGGCGCUCAGGCCAACGAGAUCCCGCAAGGCGCCGAGACGGUCAAAGACGAGUCCAAAGUCGUCAUCCUCACCGAAGCCAACUUUGACGAGACCGUCGCCAAGGGACUGACCUUCAUCAAGUUCUAUGCCCCGUGGUGUGGUCACUGUAAGAAUCUGGCUCCAGCCUGGGAGGACCUGUCUAAGAAAGAGUUCCCGGGCCUGACUGAUGUGAAGAUUGGGAAGGUUGACUGCACUGUGGAGAGGACACUGUGUAACAGGUUUUCAGUGCGUGGGUACCCGACGUUGCUUAUGUUCCGGGCGGGGCAGCAGGGCGAGGAGCAUUAUGGCGGGCGGGACCUGGAGAGCCUCCACAACUUCGUGAUGAAGCAGGCCAGGGACGAGCUGUAGCUCCGCCCACAUUUCCCAGCAUCCCCCUCUCUCACUCACGUCGGGCCACUUUGGGCGGGGGGGCGGGGGGGGGUUGCUCGCCUGCCCUCUCUCGCAAGGCAAGCGUCUCUUUCAAAACUCCACUUUGAGAGGAGGGACACCAGUGGACCCCCCCUCGCCCCCCCCCUUUCUUUCUUUUCCACUUAAUUGCCUUGUGUUCGAAGGCAGUCAAACUAUUAUUGUUUUUUUUGUUGUUGUCGUUGUUGUUGUUCAUUUUUUUUUUCCUCGCGUUUAUGAAAUGUGAAUGUAUUGGAUAUCAUGUGGGCUGAUUUUUACAGUGAAACAAUCAAGUGACUGAAAAAAAAACCUGACAUUUUCAUUACUUCUCUCGUUCUCUCUCUCCCUCUUAAUUUUGACAUAUGAUCAUUUAUAAAGCCUCUCACUCCGCCUCUGUUCUCUAAACACUUGUUGAGCUUUGACUCAGGUAAUGUCACCCCCCCUUGGGGGAGGACCCAAACACAAACGGAGGGUGUGAAAACGGCUACACUCGAUCAAAUCUCGUCGGCACUGCGAUGACCGCCCGCUAACAAGGUUUCAGCACGCCUCUCUCUGUGGUCUGUUUCAUCGACUAGAGAUGUUUACACGAAACAACUAAUCGUGACUCUCCACAUGUUAAGAGUCUGGGAAUAUUUGUUCUUGAUUUGGUCAUGCGUUUACGUCUGUUAAUCACCCCCUCGCCCCCCCCCCGGCAGACUAACUCUGAGGAGGUCUGUGUCUGGAGAGCCGUGCGUUUAGACGUUAAUUAAAGCUCUCUUCAUGUCCUUUACCUUCACGCAGUAGCCACAAAACUGCGCUUUUUGUCCGUGUGGAGUUCUCGUUAUAAAUGUAAAUGGUGGAUCUAUGGAAAGCGACGCAAUGGUGUCAGAUUUGGUUUCUUCAGCUGGUCGCUCUGUAUGUGCGCUGGUGAUUCACCAAAGUGUGGGUUUGCGAUGACAUUUAAUCAGUGAGGGUUAGGUCUGUGUGUGUGUGUGUGUGUGUGGUUCAGUUUAGAUACUGUAAAUUGGAAAGGUCUUUAAUAUCUUUAAAUAUCUGCGGUGUGUCUGACGGUUUUUAUCGGUUCUUCUUUCAGAGACGUCUCUGAGUCGGUCAGUGUGACUGAGACUGAGAGAAACUGGACUGAAAUAUUCCACUGAUAUUAAACCGACUCCUGUAUUUACCUCACCACAGACAGCGAGAGAGAGAGAGAGAGAGCGAGAGAGAGAUUUAAAUAAAGGUACUGAAAGAGCAAAAGAAAACCCAAAUCACUGAUAUUGUGGGUUUCAGCUUCCGUAGGCUUUUUUUUUUUUUUUUUUUUUUAACCUGUUCUCCGGCAACACUAUUUGUUGUGUCAUUUGGUUGAAAUCUCUGCCGUAGGCCUGUGACACGCCGCCCAGUCGUCAUGUGACCAUGUGUUUGUUUGGACGUUACGAGAAUUCACCAACAUUUCAGACCGUUUCAAAGCCGUCACUUCAGCGCUUUUUUUCUUUUCUUUUUCUCUCUCUCUCUCUCUCUCUCCUCCGUCUCUCUUCUCCUUCUCUUACUGUCUGCCUUGGUUAAUUCCAAACGCUCAUUUGAAAACCAUCGGUGCUGAGGCAGCACGGCCGUGAGGGGAAAACACACCCGCUUCUUUUUUUAAAUACCAGAGUCUUUGUCGCUGAAACCGUCUGGAACGCCAAUCUCCGCUUGGUCUCAGCGUUGGGGGUUUUUUUUGUUGUUGUUUUUUUUGUUUGUUUGUUUUUCCCCUGAAACCCAACCAGGCUGAAGAGUUAAACUGAUAACAACUGAAUACAUUAGCAAGAAAGAAGGGAAGGAAGAAAAAAGAAAAAAAGAAACACUUCUCGUCAGUUAAGUCUUUAUGGAUAGCACAUGGUUUAGGCAGGACUCCAGUGAAAGAA
Chanos chanos (milkfish) is the source of this 3162-nucleotide messenger RNA. It is a transcript of the gene txndc5, whose product is annotated as thioredoxin domain containing 5. Gene Ontology annotation, cellular component: endoplasmic reticulum. Gene Ontology annotation, molecular function: protein disulfide isomerase activity. The record is from RefSeq and is a predicted model, not a curated record. Gene Ontology annotation, biological process: protein folding. Bases 14 to 1249 code for a protein of 411 amino acids. The transcript has 10 exons. NCBI's taxonomy places the organism in Eukaryota, Metazoa, Chordata, Actinopteri, Gonorynchiformes, Chanidae.